Messenger RNA from Rhipicephalus sanguineus (brown dog tick), 558 nucleotides. RefSeq lists its product as uncharacterized. The record is from RefSeq and is a predicted model, not a curated record. Lineage: Eukaryota; Metazoa; Arthropoda; Arachnida; Ixodida; Ixodidae. The coding region runs from base 10 to 558 and encodes 182 amino acids. The transcript is spliced from 5 exons.
CAAACCACGAUGACUGAAAGCGGCUUCGGGAAUCUUGUGCUCAAAGUUGUCAAGGGCCCAUUUGACUAUUUUCCCUACACGAUGACAACCGUACGAGACGGAAAGAGGCAAGUGUACGGGCUUACAGGCUCUCUCUUCGGGAAUAUCACGGCAUCGCUGAACAUCAGCUAUGACCUCUUGGAUAGUGUGGAUGAGUAUUGGGGAAACCUUCUUGACGAUGGCAAUUUCACCGGCCCACUUGGAAUGCUGCAAAGAAACGAAGCGGACGCAGCCGUGGGACCAUUCUCUCUGAAAGUGGACUACCUGCGCUAUAUCUAUGCUGCUGAGGCGCACAUCUACGAAGACGUACCAAUGCUGAGUGGAGUUAAGAGACCAUACUUGCCCGGCGCAUUCUCCUCCACCGACUCCUUCCCGCCAAAGACUAUGGUGCUACUCUUCGCUACAAUGGUCGUUCUUGUGCUCCUCUCUGCCGCGUCACUGCAUAAUGCCAGGGGCUGGACGACCACACUGCAGUCGGUCUUCUGGGUCUACGCUGCGUCACUGCUGCUCAAAUGUUAG